AUGGCUGAUGAUCAAGGUGUAGCAGCAUUGCCAGACACCGUAGAAGUUCUAAGAGCAUUUAAUGGUUCAGUAGUUUAUCUUGUUGGUACAGCUCAUUUUAGUGAUGCAAGCCAAGAAGAUGUCGCUAAAGUAUAUAAAAAUACACCCAAAAACACAAUAGAUAUUAUUUUUAUAAUUUAUAUUAACUAGGUAAUAAAUGCAGUACAGCCAGAUUGUGUUGUAUUAGAAUUAUGUAAAGGCAGACAAACCAUGUUAACAAUUGAUGAAUCCACUAUUGCUAAUAUGCCAGCUAUUACAUUAAGUAGGUACUAAUAUUAUUCUAAUAACUCACUUAGAGUUUACUAAUUUUUAAAUUAAAUACCUAUAGGUUUUUGUCUACAUUUUUUUGUUAUGAUAAUUAUAUUACAGUAUUUUAAUAUUAAUUUAAGAUAUAUUUAAAUAAUCAAGUAUACACAGUAAAUAUAAGCAUAUUUAUAUUUAUCUACUUGUAAAUAACUUUUCUACAAGAAAUCUUGACCCAAUUAAAAAAUGACCUUUUUUGUUGUAUUUUAAAUCUAGUUGAUGCAUUGAGGAGAUAUUGUUUUGUUUAUUUCAUUAUUGGCAUAAUUCUAGUUAAGUAACCUAUAGAUUUUUUUUUCUUUCUUAAAAUGUAUGUUUUUAAGCGCACUAUUUCAAUUAAAAAAAAUAUUUUGUACUGGGAAUAGGCGUGCCACUGUUGUAGGUGGGAAGUUGGCUAACUGGGAAAAGUUAUUUUAUUUCUAUCUGUAUGAAACGAUAAACUACUGCUAAGGAAAAUAUAUUCUGAAGGAAAUCUGAUACAUGUUUUGCCAUGCUGUGUAAUGUUUAAGAUUUUUACCAAAAUUAGACUUAAAAUACAGAUAAAAAAAAUAAAAUAAAAAAAACUACUACAAUUAACAUUUAUUUUUUAUCAUUAACUACAACUAAUAAAAAAAUCUUAUAUUAAAUUUUCAAUCUUUUAUUUUAUUCAAAAAAAUUUUUGUUCAUAUAGUACCAAAUAAAAACUCGAAAAUGUCUAAUACUUAUAAAUAUCUCAAAAAUUAAAAUAAUGUUUUUACCAUAUCUAGAAAAGGCUAAUAUACUUAUAUCAGGCUUUUCUAUUCUGUGAAAAUAUCAGGUCUCUACACUUGCUUUUAACUAAAUGAAAACAAAAUAGAAAAUAAUAGAGCUAUUAAUGUCCUAAACUUUCCCAUUUUUCUAUGUUUUUAGCUUGUUUUAAGAAAAAUAUUAGAAAAUUACAAACUGACAUUUUUACUCACCAACUAGACAAAAUUGUAUUUUAGAAAUUAUUCCACUUUUAAAAUUUGGGAGUAAAAUUUCUGAUUGACAACAAAAAUCAUAACAAUUUAAAAUUAUGAAAUCUUAAUGCCACAUUAUCGUAAAUAUUUAACUGUUUUUCCAAUUAGUAUGAAAACUGCUUGAAAACUCAAAAAUUUACCUCUCUAGUAUACCAACUAGAUCCAAAAUACAAAAAAAGGCUUCAUGUCAUUUUUUAAUUGAAGCAAGAUUUCUGGUAGAAAAGUUGUUCACGGACAGAAAAAAAUCAACCUUACAUAAUUAUCAUUAUAAAACUAAACCACUCCUUAUUUCAUUUAGAAACUAUAAAGCGAUUAUUCGCUAGGAUACUUCCUUCCCACUUAAUUUGAUGAUCAACGUUGUUAUACAUAGCGAGUUCAUUGUCCCUCGCACUUGCACAUCUGUACAUUUUUUGAACAGUUUGCACUAAUCGAUACUGAAACACAUGGAUUAAUUGCAAUAGUAUGCAUUUUAUAAUCAUGUACUGAUGAUUAAAUUUAAAAACAGAAAUAUUAAAAAUUCCAGUUCUCGGUUAUAUUUAAAAUACAUAUGGGAUAAAUUCCAUAGAAACAUUUUGAAAAUAUUUUAUUCUAAGCUUUAAUUUUUUUUUUAGAUAUUUAGUGUACAUACGUCAACAAAUAUUUUGAAAUUCAAAAAUAUUGAUAGUUUGUUAAACUAGAAUUGUUUCAAAAAGAAAAGAUUUGAAUAUUUAAAAAAUACAUCUUUUCGUUUUUUUUAAAAAAAAAUGUAUUUGGAUUGUAUAAUUGUAGCCAACCUUACAUCCUUAUUAAUGUUUGAAUUAUUAUUUAUAAACCAGAGCCUACCAUAAUUUACCGAAGUAUUAUAGACCUAAUUGGUUAAUUAAAUUAUUUAUAAUAAUUAGUAUCCAAAUGUGCUAAAUAUAAAGUACAUUUAUUUAUAAGUAUGAUCAAUUAAAAUGUAUCCUUACUUCUACUAACUUAGUAAAUUGUAUCAUAUCCAACAAUAAUAUUAGUUUAACAAAUAGUUUUAACGUUAAUUAUUUUGUUUUAUACAUAUUAUUAGUUUUAAUAUUUAAAUCAAUACUAUAGUUAUAUUAAGAAUUCUAUUCCUAUUUAGUUAUAAUGGCAGUAAGAGAUCCUAAAUACUUAUUGCUAUUCAGCAUAAAGGCUCUUCACAUCUAAAAGUAGUAGAGUGGAUUCCGCCUAAUAUGGGCAUUGGUUAAUAUGGGCAAAAUAGUCUGGUCCCAAUAUAAAUGUAUAUUAACAAGAUUAAAAAAUAAAUUGCAUAAUAUGGACUCACUUCGAUUUACACGGGCAAUUUUUAUUUUAUCAUAGCACUAGAAUGUAUUUAAAAACGACUGAUAUAAUCGGGUUUCGUCGUAUCUACAAGAUUAUAUUUUAAAUUUAAAUUAUUAUAAUAAAAAGUAUUAAUAUUUAAAUCUUAAUGGGAUUUUGUUGAUUAAAUGUAUAGACUUGCGUGUGAGUUCAUGAAAGAAGGCAAUGGAAAUAGUCCGUCUGAUAAGCGUUUGAUAAGCCCACUUUUUGUUAACCAGACACACUAAACAACUUAGACAAUAACCAAUUACAACGUUUUGUGUACCUUCCACAUUCAAAUAGUAAUUUUAUUUAGUAUGUUAAAUUUAGUUUUACAGUGAUUUAACAUUUUUUUCAAUUUCAUAGUCCUUAUGUGUAAAAUAAAAACUUUUUUGAUAUUACAAAUUUGUGUUUUUGAAUUCAUUUCGGUUUUUAUGGGCAGCCGCUUAAUGUGGGCAAACAGGGCUGGUCUAAACGUGCCCACAUCAAACAGAAUCCACUGUACUUAUUUACAUGUAUUCAGUUGCUUUAUCUUCACUAUUAUUUAUUUCUAUUAUGUUUAGGUCUUCUUGUAUAUUAAAAUUAAUGUAUCUUUAUUUAGUCUAAAUUGGCUUCCACGCUCUUAGAUUGUUUACGACUAAUUUAGGUAUUUACAUUGAGUUAGUGUUCCUUUCAGCAUCAUUGAAUUAAUACUCUUAUUAGAGUAUUAAAUCUAUGUUCUAUAAUAACUCAACUUAAACUAAUUUACUAUUUGAUUUGUAUAGGUGGUCUAAAAGGAUAUAUAAAAAAAUUGGGCUUUGUCCAAGGUAUUUUUUAUCAGCUUAUGAUAAGUAUAUCAUCAAGUAUAUCUCGUGAUCUUGGUAUGUUACCUGGUGGAGAAUUUCGUAGAGCUGUCAUUGAAGUAUUGAUAAUUAAUCAUUUAAAUUUUUUUUUUUAUAUAUAUGUAUUAAUCUUUUUUUUAUUUUAUUUUUAAUUGCUGUAGGCUAAAAAAUAUGAUUGUAUCAUUUCUCUAGGAGAUAGACCAGUUGAUGUAACCAUAAAAAGAGUAAUAUCCAUGUUAAGCUGGGUAAAAUGUAUUAAACUUAUGAUAAACUUGUUGACUACUCCAGAUAUUAAAAUUACGUAAGUAGUAGCUAAUUUUUAUGAUAAUAAUAUAUAAUUUAUAUAGUAAUAAUUUAAAUAUUUGUUCACCAAUUAGAAAAGAAGAUGUGGAAAAAUUCAAGGACACAGAUUUACUGGCAGCUCUAAUGAUUGAAAUGGCUGCUGACUAUCCAGAAUUAAGGGAAGUAAUAGUUGAUGAAAGAGAUAAAUAUUUAACAUAUAACCUACAAAAGAGUGCUGGAUUUGUUAUUGAAUCAAAUGGUGAUUUAACUAAUUUAACUCCAAACUUUGGUAAAUAUUAAUAAUUGAUUUAUUUAUUAAGUAAUGUUUAUAAUUAACUAAGUAAUAAUGAAAUCGAUCAAUUAUUUUUUGAAAAUAAUUUUAAUUAGGUCCUCAAGUAGUUGUUGGAAUAGUUGGUUUAGGUCACAUAGCUGGUAUUAAGAAUUAUUGGCAAACAAUUUCUAAAAAUGACGUCCUCGAAAUAGCUAAGUAAGUUAUUAUUUGAUUUUAUUGAAUAUCCUUAAAAUAUAUAUAUUGGCUUUUUAAAUUUAAAAAAUUCACAUAAACUAAUAUAAAUUUAAGUGUAAAACUGUUAGAUUUCUUGGGCCAAGGAAGUAGUAUACAUUUCCAUUUCAAUAUUUUACCAGUUUAUUAAAUAUGUAAAGAACAUUAACUACACCGAUAAUAAAUUUACACAAAAUUUAAAAAAAAAUAAUUGAUAUUGGGGACGGGUGUGCCACUAUUAUGUAUGAGAAGUUAAGAAGGUAGGAUACAUAAAGGUAUUUAAUUUUUAUUUUUAAAUAAAGGUAAACCAUUUUUUAUGAAAAAUAAUUUGGUGCGUAGUUCAGUUAUAUAUGUUUUUAAAGGUACUUAAGUUUCUUUAAGUUUCUAAAGGUUCUCAAUAUUAACUAUUUUCAUCAAAAUUUGAUAUUAAAACUCUCGUAUACAAAAAUACAAAAAUACAACUCAAUUUUUUUCCCCUACAAAUUGAAUUUUCUAAUGAACCUUCUAUUAAAUUUUCAAUCAUUUCUGUUAAGUUUAAUAAAAAAAAUUACGUUAAAAAAUAAAAUAAAAAUGUCUUUUUAAAUAGCUUAAAAAUUGCUUGUAUGUUUUUAAAAUAUAAGUAUUUUGUCAAAAUAUUAAUUUCAUAUAUUUUCAAUUGAAAUACACACAAAAAAAAAAAUUAAAUAAUAAAAGUAUUAUUUUUGGUAGAAAACAUAAAGUGUACAAAUUGAAAAAAAAUGAAAUCAGUAAUAUUGUGGUACACCUUCAAUCACACCAAUCACAAUGACCUCCUCAUUGCAUCAACUAGAUAACAUUUCUUUUAAGAAAAGGUGCUACACAUGAUACAUCAGAGAAAGAGUUUUAGUUGAAAAAUUACUUACACACUAAAAUACAAAAUAAAACCACACAUAGAAAUAUUAAUAAAAUCUUUGCCACACCUUGAACUUAAAUGAUUCAUUCACAGGUAUAUGUUUAUUAGAUUUACUACCAUAAUUGUAUGUUGUUUUUUUUUAGAAUUCCACCUCAAUCAAGAAGUAGCAAAAUUAUUAAAAUUGUCAUUAAGGUUUCUUCCUGUUGCUUACUAAUAUGGGGUGUUUCAAAAAUCCCUGGUGUAAAACCAUUAUCAAAAAUGGCAUAUAAUGCAGUUACUACUGGACAUGUUCAAGGACAAUUUACAAGAAUAUUGUAA
Cinara cedri is the source of this 5403-nucleotide messenger RNA. Lineage: Eukaryota; Metazoa; Arthropoda; Insecta; Hemiptera; Aphididae. The record is from the annotation of a GenBank genome assembly.